Lingula anatina is the source of this 5929-nucleotide messenger RNA. RefSeq lists its product as uncharacterized. The record is from RefSeq and is a predicted model, not a curated record. NCBI's taxonomy places the organism in Eukaryota, Metazoa, Brachiopoda, Lingulata, Lingulida, Lingulidae.
AGUUUGUAAUUAGCAAUGACAAUUACUUUCUGAUUGACUGACAUAACUUCCUUACAUUAACAGGUGAUGGUAACACUGUUUCAUUUGAAGCCGUAAAGGAUAUUGCUCACUGCAGUUGCCAACAUGCAAUAUUGAUCUAUAAUUAUUCUCUGCUCUAGGGGAAUUAUUCUUCUUUGUCAUAAAUAACUGAUAAUCUUCUGUGUUUUGUAUUCUUAGUACAUGUCAUUACAAUAUACGUGCAUUCACUUACAAUACCGUGACAGCAAAAGUGAUGGAGGCAGACAACAGCUAUGUAAAUAAUCUGAAGAGAAAGUCAUAUCAGAUGUAUGGAGUAAGGAUGCCAGGGAGAUCUCAGAGUUUUAAUGAAUAUGGAGGACAGAGAAGUGGCAUUCAGAGAAGUGGUCAUCGCAGUGGACACCUGACCACCCUAGGAGACCUACCAAGGCACCUGAGGCAGUCAGGGCCAUAUGGGUCUUAUCCCUGGGUUAGGAAUGAACUUGCUAAUGUACAUGUGGGCAGGGUGUCUGCUGCACAUGAAGGGGACCACAGUGACAAGAAGACGGACAAUGAAAUUAGGUUGGAUAAUGUUUUUAGCAAAAGCAGAUCUUUAGAUGAAGCAAAUCUAAGUCAUUUGAGAAAACUACACAAUUAUCAAAAUGGCAACACUGAACCAAACUGUAGAAGUAAAUUUGCUUCAGACGUGCAGUCUUCUGGGCACAGGAAUUCUUCAAUUGAAUGGAAGAGGAGUGGCAGCACCGAAAUACCUCAAAUAUCCCAAUCAAAGGAAGUCACACAAGAGAAACACAUCACACCCAUGGUGUACAGCAGUAAAGUAAACAGCUCGGCCAUGUUUGCACAGACAGUGUUGCAUGAAAAUCAUGAGCAGCAAGCAGAAGGAAGGGUGACUUCUGUUGAAUGGCACAAGAAUGGAGGGUCCUUCCUCAAUGAACCCCGGCUUGACAGGGAGGCAAACAAAUGUGACUGUAUCAAUUCUAGUUCAUCGCCUCUUCAAGGAUCAGGUGAUGUGAAUGGUGGUCACCUCUCAGUAUUGUCCACUCCAAACAAAACAGGUGUCCGUCACUUGACAGAUAAUAUCAAAACACAAAUAAGUAAGACUAUUGGCUCAGAUGCCAAAACAACAUAUAUUUAUAAUAAGAGUGAUUAUUAUCAGGCACAGAACGGAUCUUCAUCAAAUGACAAGUAUUAUACAGCUGAGUUGCCUGUAUCUCCUACUAGCAUGGAAGGUGGAAAAAACUGGAAUAAAAUGCCCACUUUUCUUGGCGAAUCUCAGGAUUUUAAUGGGAAUACAAGAAUCGACAGACUUGAAAGUUAUGACUUUGCAUCCACAGGGCAUUUUGAUAAUAAAAACUGUGAACAACUAGAGAAAAUGCAUAUAAAUGAGCCUUUUUACAAGGUGGAAGAUCAGAGAAGUAUUUAUGAUAAUUCCAGAUUACAACAUAUAACACCAGCUGGUGGAGAUAAAUUAUUGGCCUGGGGACAGCCCGAUGACACACUAUCAUACAGAUCUGAAUGGUUUCAUAAAACACCAAAAAUAUCUCGCAUGCAAGGCACAGUUGGCCGUAGGCUUGAAUUUGAUGAGAGAUUGCGUCAAAGCAAAAACAGAGAGGGGGAUUUUCGACUGUCCUCCAAAGGUGACAUGAUUGAUACAGGGUAUGACAGACGGUGUCAUAGUACUGCUAGCAACAACUCUGAUUCUGAUCAGUUUAGCUCCUUUAAUAUUGAAAAAUGCACAUUUAACAAAGGGAGAUCGGAAAGCUGUUUUUACAGUACAGACAACACUAGAUUUUACAAUGGAAAGACCACACUUGAUGAUCAUUAUACAAGGCAGCUGCGAAAUAAAGCUGGAAUGCUUUUCACAGGGAACUACACAAAGUCUUCAGGGGAAAUUUUGCUACAGAAACCCGAGAGGAUGGUUUCAGCUUACCACACUUAUCCCAUGCAGAAAAAUAAUACCUCUAAGUCCUUGUUGAACAAUAAUGAUAACAAGUUAAAGCAUGCUGUUGGUGUAAAAUCAUCAGAAGAUAACAGAAUUGACAAUGCUGGUCUGGAUUUCUCUGUGAUUGAGAGUACCCCCACCCUUGACCUGCAUGCCAGUAAGGAGAAAAGUGUGUUACGUCACAAGGGCACCAUGGGUAAGAGACGCAAGCCAACCAGAAGCAGCAUACGCAGCAGCCUAGCAAGUGACACAGAUUCAAUGUUUGAAGACUCAACAGAGCCUAGGAAAUCAAGAGCCUCUUCUGAAGAAGAAGAAGUUUUUAAUGGAGAAGUGUCAUGGUUGCCUUCUGGUGAACAGAGUCGUCAUCAGAGUAUAGAAGAGGAGGGCAGUAAGCCCCCUCCAUUUCAAAGACCUGCAUUGCCUGGAAUGAAGCUCCCCAUGGUCUUACCUAGUCUUCUUGAAGGCAAACCUAAGCUUCGUAAGACAAAUGUCUCCAAGCCAGAUGGCGCAACAACCCCAGAGGCUGAUGGGACUGUUGAGUCCCCGCCUGCCUGGUUGAGAGAAGCCAAGGUGAAAAGGACCAAGACAUCACCACUACCUGCUAGGGAGGAGGUGCAAGCAGCUUUAUCCAGAAGGACUGCAGGUGAUGAAAGAGAGAAGAGGGAUGAAAGUCCUGAAAAGCCAUCUUGGAUGAAAGAUGCCUUGGGAAAGCAAAAGAGAGCAGAAGAAAAAAUGCAAGCCAAAGAAGCCAAAGAAAAUGAAAAUAAAGAAGAAAAGGCCUCUAUGAAUGAGAAAGAUAGAGAAUCAGCCACUGAAAAUGCCCACGUAGCUCCAUGGAUGAAGGAAUUAAGGAGAACAAGCAGAACAUCUCCACUAAGAGCCUUGCCUCCAGAACAAACAAGAUCAAGUACAGAGGAUGAUGCACCAGUCAUUGGAAACAAGAAUGAACUGCAGAACAGAUUUGCUGCUCUGCAGAGAAAGUCUGUCUCCCCAGACAAAAGUCUUUUACAGGAUCGACCCAAAUCACUUACUCCUGAGAAAGAUGUGAAAAGUGUAAAACAAGAUGCAUCAAAGUCUUUUGCACCAAAGAGGGAUGUAGAAAGUCCUAAAGAUGCUGAGCUAAAGGGUUUUUCACCAGAGAAAGAAUUGAGAAGUCCUCUGCAUACAGGAACAAGGUCUCUGACACCAGAGAAAGAAAUUCCCAGUGCAAAAUCACUUUUGCCAGAAAGAGAAUCAAUAAGUUCUCCACUGGAUAACUCAAAAGGUUUAACACCAGAAAAAGAACAGGUUGACUCCAAAUUAAUUUCACCGAUAAACUUUAGAAGUCCAGAACCCAAAGAAGACACUCCUUCAUGGCUUAAAAAGGGUCUAGCUAAAGAAAUAAGUAAGACACCACAUGACACCAGCAUGGCAGGACCUGAAAAAAGUCCACCAGUGCCAUUGCAGUCUGCAACGAGACCCAAUGACUUGGAUUUAUCUUCUUCUUUGGAGGAUAAAAAUGCUGGUAAGCCCCAUCCUUCAAGGUUCCAUCCCUCUCCAAAUGCUCCCUAUUCUGUGAUUCCAAAGGACAAAUCUUCUCCAAAAAGUGCCUCAUUACUAACUUCACCCCGUCCUUAUGCAAGGCCUGCUGGUAGUGAUAGUGGUAGGGCAAGCCCAGGGACUGCCUCUCCUCCAAAGCCUGCUCCCAAACCUAGAGACUUUAGUGCACUGACUACCAAAACUGAGGAGAGCAAGCUAACUGAAGUACCAUGGGGCAAUGCCAAAUCUCUGUUGUCUUCACCAAAAUAUGGCAUGAAGUCUAGAGAAUUAAAGCCCCUUGAUUCAAAGACUAGUGAUAUGAAACCUACUGCAUCUAAUGACUUCAAGUCUACUGAUUUGAAAACCAGUGAAUCAAAACCUAGCAUGUUAAAACCUAGUGAAUUGAAGCAUGAUGGAUUAAGACAUAGUGAAUUAAAACCAUUAGAACCAAAGUCUAGUCCAUUAAAACCUAGAGACUUAAAACCUAGCGAAUUAAAAUCAAGUGAUUCAAAACCAAGUCAUCUGAAACCUAGCAAAUCAAGACAGGUCACUUCCCCAUUGCUGUCUCCAAAAACUGAUUCAGCAGAGGUUCCUUCACCAACCUCUCCUACAUGGCUUUCCUCUCCAAGAAGAGCAGCUUCACCAAAACGUAGCCCAGUUGCCAAAGACCUCCCUGCUUCUCCGCCCAUGAUGCAACUUUCUUAUGUGGCCUCAUCUAGUUCAAAGACGAAGCCUCCCAUAAAGGACAUUUCCCACUUGGAGGUGGCAGGCAACAAGAAAGAUACAAUAAGGGAUGACAAGGAAAUUACAAAAAUAGACCACAAGAAAAUGGUUGACAAAAAUCUUCCACAACCAUCUGCUCCCGUAAUGGGACUGUCAUAUGGCAUUUCCCCAAGGUCAAGGUCAAGAGGUUCUGGAAUGAUGACAGCAGCUGGUGAUGGGAAGGUCACAGAUGAAAAUGUACCACCAAAAGAGGAAACUCAAAGAAAAGCCACCAGUAAACAUGAAGGCUCUGAAAAGACUUCGUCCACAGGUUUUGGGAAACCAGCAUAUACACCAAAGACAAUUCUGCCAAGUCUUGGGCAUCACCUUCCAGGAUCAUCUCCGCAGACCUCCCCCAGGGAACAUCUGGAUACCAAAGAUUCAUCAGUGCCUUCAUGGAAACUGGAGGCUGAUCGCAGACGGCAAACUGUGCCAGUGUCUUCACUCCGUAAUACUUCCACCCUCAACCCCACCCCCAAGACUGCUGAUAGCAAUACCCCACCUUGGAAAACAAACCUGGCAGAGAAAAGCAAAACCAGAACCUCUUCUGAUUCCAGCCGAACGUCCAACGAAGAGGACUCUCUGCAUCGCCCCUCUUCCCCAGUAGAUUCAACAAUUCCCCCAUGGAAACAGGAACUAGCUCUAAGGAAAAAGAGGAGUCCCAGAGUGAUAGACCCUCUCCCCAAGAAAGUGGAAGAGUUUGAGCCCGAGUGGAAGAAGCAAGCUGAACUAAAACGACUACGCUUACAACAAUCGGGAAUAUUGAAUGAAACCCAGCAGCAGACUUGAAGUGUGACAGAUAUGACCUACAGUUACAGAAUUGGGGAAAUUAGAUCUGCUCAUCCUCCUCAGUGCCAUGGUGCCACCUGGUAGCCAAGUCAAAUCUAACUGAGAUCACUAAAUCUUCAGAUAAUUAAAGCAGGUUGGCCAUCUGUGGAAGUCCUAAAUUAAUAAAUGAGGCAGUCGUGAAAAAAAAAUGGAGUGGAAGCCAAGAUUAUACAUUGAAAUUAGAUAGGAAAGGAAUGACAGUGAAUUUUAACCAGUGGCAGCCUGCUCAGGAGAUGGCACAGAUGUUGGAACCCAUAAACUUGAAGACAGUGUGUGUAUAGCCUUGCUUGAAUAAUCAUAUAUAGGUUUUAUAUAUACCAGUACAAUGGCUACAAAGUUACGGCUUCCUGACUUGUUCUUUUCUGUUUUUGUGAUUGUAAACCAGUGGCAUACAACUUCAUAUGACUAUUGUACUACAGUUAUACAAAAAUCUUAAAUACAAGUGCCACCCAACAAAGCAGAAAAUAUCUCACAUAUAGAAACAGACUAUUUUGCUUUGUUGCUCGGGUAUUGUUUAUUUCAAUUAUUAAGAUUGAUGCAGGGUUACUAAGAAAUUAGUGCCAAUACCAGCAGCCAGUUCUGCUCUGGUGGCAGCAUACAGUCAUUUAGGGUACUGGUAUUUCCAUGUUUUGUGAGUUAAGCUUUGAAAUUACAAUAAUUUGCUUGUAAGAAAUGUUUCUUUUUAUUCAAGCUGAAAGUUGUAGAUAGGCAGUGUCAGGUCAGCACUGCUAUUUCUCGUUUUAUGAAUUACCAAAUUCCCAUUGGGAACAUCCAAAUAUUUUUUGUCUCUUGAUGUUUCUGUCUAUGACAAUCUGUCAAAUCAGGGAUAAACAAUGGAGUCCAUAUGCCAAAAGAUCAGUGAGG